AUGGGAAAACAUCUGCCUAAGGUCUCCAUGCUUCAGUGGUUAAAUGGCGACAUUGUCUGUCUACAAGAAGUGGACCCAGCCUACUUUGCAGAAAUCCUUGAGGAAGACAUGUUUUCUUUAGGGUAUGAAGGGCUGUUUGUACAGAAGUGUCCCAGCACAGGUCGACAAGGUGUUGCAUUGUUCUCCAAAACGGAGAAGUUUGAACUAGAACAGUCAAAAACCUUGGUUAUCAAUGAGGUUGCAUCAGUUACCUCUAUAGAGGCUGAGUGUCAACAGUUUGGAGAGGUUGUAAUACUUGCAGCAUUGAGGCAUAAAAGUACCAAUGUGGUGCUACUGACAGCUACCACUCACAUUUUGUGGAAAGAUCUCCUUGAACCUGUCACACAAAUCUGUGAAGUGUCACUCGUCACACAAGCCAUUCAUGACAUGGUCACGUCACUGAAGUCACAAGGGAAGCGUGUGGCUUAUAUCCUGUGUGGAGAUUUCAACACUGAACCUCACUGUCCACCUUACAGUUUACUAACAAGUGGUCAUCUAAGCAAAAGUGAAUUCUGCAAACUCCAAACUGUUGAUUACUUGCGAUUCUCCGCAGAUGUUCCAAAGCCAGAGCAGGUACACCCUGAGCAGAUUGCUCUCUUAAGCAAAGUCAAGAACCAUCUUCACUGUCCACUGACACCCCUGCAGAGUGCCUACAAGGUGGUCUUGGGUUCUGAGCCCGAAUGCACGAGUUUUGAGGAUGAUGCGAGCCGUCUUUGGACUCUUGACUACAUUUGGUUUGAUUCCGAAAAUUUGCAAGUUACAUCAGUGCUGGAAACCUUACCUGCGUCAGCAAUCGCUGCGUACAGAGGCUUUCCUAAUGAGUAUUUUUCAUCAGAUCACUUUUCUCUAAAGGCGAGUUUCAAGCUCGUAGGAAAAAGUUAAUGGGUCGGCAAAAAUGAAAACAGCAAACUUCAAAGCUUUCUCUAAAUGAAAAUCAAUUUUCGUCAUCCUUUUUUAGUUAUCUUUUUAAAAAAAAACAAACUAUAUGUUAGCGUAUGGAGUGGUGUGUUUUGGUGUAGUGUGGGUUAGAAAGGCACUGACUUGAAUGACACUCAUUAGUUAGUGAGGCCGGUUAUGUCUGUAGUGCCGUAAGAAAUUUUUUAUACCUCAUUUUACAUCCAGUUCGGUCCGUAAAGCCAGUCAUUUUUUAGCUAUCGGGUUAAGGCCUUGGGUAAAAAAGUAAUUGCUCGUAAUCUGCCAAAUCAAACCAUCCCUUGCCAUUUUUUUUUUAUUUAAAAUCAAGUUAUCGUUUAUGAGAUCAUGUUCAACACCGAUUGUCUCCUCCAUUUUCCUUCAAAUUUUACUCAAAGUUCAUGAAUAUGAUAUCAGUAAUGUCCACAUGUUCCCAGCUCGUUUAAUUUAUUAGUAUUUGUUGUUUCUUCGUCAGGAGAUCAUGUUUAUGUACUACGCUCAAUAAUUUCCUUUUCAAAGGCAUACGUUUCCUUACAGAUCACUAUUGCUUGCUAUUCACUGCUAAUCUACUCUUCCUUUAAAUCACCGUGAUUAAAAAGGAAGCCUAGUUUGUGAAGCAUUUUUGACCGAAUGCGAGCACUUUUUGAUUUACCUAAUGGCUUUUUUUUUUUGUUGGUCCUUUAUUAAACAGGCAAUUUUCGAUCACGUUUCGCCAUUUUUUUUUUCUUUUUUCGCAUUUUGCUUAUGCGUUCGAAAAAAAAAAUUAAGAUGCUAGUACCAAUUAGUUUUAUUUUGGCAAAAUCGAGCGGGCGAAAUUUUAUUUGUCUUUCCACGGUUUUAAUUCGUCUUGCAUUUAUUCGUUUUUUUGGGAAAUUAUUUGAUUACUUUUUGUAUUUAAAAUCUUAUAACAUUUUAUAAGGAGGUUAUCUACAUGAAAACCUCAUAAAAGUCUUAUCAUUUUCAGAGUAACUGGGGUUUAAACAUCUUUCAGAGUAGAUUUCGCAGCCUAAGUAUUCACUAUUUGUUCUCUAGGAGGAAAUUAGAUCAUUGUUCAGUUUGCGGAGAGAAAAGCAAUAAAACAAUUAAAAAAGCAGUAAAAAAAUAAAAAAAGCAGU
Stylophora pistillata is the source of this 2066-nucleotide messenger RNA. RefSeq lists its product as uncharacterized. NCBI's taxonomy places the organism in Eukaryota, Metazoa, Cnidaria, Anthozoa, Scleractinia, Pocilloporidae. The record is from RefSeq and is a predicted model, not a curated record. Gene Ontology annotation, molecular function: 3'-5'-RNA exonuclease activity.